This is a messenger RNA of Labeo rohita (rohu), 2626 nucleotides long. Its product is annotated as E3 ubiquitin/ISG15 ligase TRIM25-like. NCBI's taxonomy places the organism in Eukaryota, Metazoa, Chordata, Actinopteri, Cypriniformes, Cyprinidae. The transcript has a single exon. The record is from RefSeq and is a predicted model, not a curated record. Bases 865 to 1296 code for a protein of 143 amino acids.
CUGAAAAUACACCAGAGGGUUCAUAGCGGAGAGAAGCCGCACCGCUGCCCGCCGUGUGGACGGAGCUUCAUCACGUCCAGCGCUCUGCUGUCGCACGGGAGAAACUGUCACCAGAAGUUAUCGUAGUGAGCAGGAGUCAGGAGAGAAACUGAGACGUCAUCAUGCAAAAUCACUGGAACAUCUACAUGCUGGAGAGCAGCAGCGAUCUGACAUUCAGUGUUAACUCUGUGCAGUAGUGCUUGUCAGACAAUAAGUCUGUGAUUUCUCCAUGCACAUCCUCAACAAAUUCAUUAUAUCAGUCUCAGUUUGUGAGAGUGAAUUGAAAAGACGAGCAGUGAGAACAUGAGGAGAUCAGAAGAGUGCUGGAAAUCUAACAAAUACAGCUCUGAUGAAAAUAUGAAAUGAGAAUUUUUGCGAUACACAAACGGUGUAUUCUGCAUUAAUUGGUUUGGUCACAACACUUCUCCAGAUCUUUACAUUAUGUUUGCGGUGAGAGUGGUAGGGAACACAUUAUAGGCCUAAACCCACAGCUCAGUAGUGACUAACAAAGUAAACUAACAAUGAAAUUAAUUGUUCUAUCUAUUAGAUUGUGUUUUAUUAACGUCUACACCUACACCAACCCUAAACUUAGCCCUUACUAUAAUAGAAAAACAGUAUUAUUGUUGUACAGUGUGACAAAAAUAACGUUGGAUCGAUGUGCGCAUGCCCAGUAUCCAGAGCUGUGUCCCUUCUAGCCUUAACCCUUUACAGACUCACACCUGUUUUACACACGUCACUCAAACACAGAACCAGGAAACAGAAAUCACAUGAGUUCAGGUAAAGAGAAACUGUUGUGUGUUUGUGUCUCUGUAUUCAUGCAGUAAAAUGGCAGAAGCCAAAAUUUCAGUCGAUGAAUUCACGUGUCCAGUGUGUCUGGAUCUCCUGAAGGAUCCAGUGGUCAUUCCCUGUGGACACAGUUACUGUAAGAGCUGUAUUACAGACUGCUGGGAUCAGGAGGAUCAGAUGAGAGUCUACAGCUGCCCUCAGUGCAGACAGACCUUCAGUCCAAGACCUGCUUUAGCUAGAAACACCAUCUUGGCUGAAGUGGUGGAGAAACUGAAGAAGACCAAACUUCAAAGUGCGGUUCCUGCUGGAGCUGGAGAUGUGCAGUGUGACGUCUGUACUGGAAGAAAAUACAAAGCCGUCAAGUCCUGUCUGGUGUGUCUGAACUCUUACUGUCAAACUCAUUUUGAGCGUCAUGAGGAGUUUCAUUCAUGUAAGCCACACAAAGUGACUGAUGCCACUGGACGACUGUAGGAGAUGGUCUGUCGAUGAUAAGACCCUUCUUCCUCGGCUGGGAUCAUUUACAACCACAUUUAGGAUCGUUUGAAGCUGCAUUUAAACUGUAUUUUGCAAGUUCAAAAUCAGAGCACCAUAGCAGUCCAUUAUAUGGAGAAAAAUGCUGAAAUGUUUUCCUCAAAAACCAUAAUUUCUUUAUGACUGAAGACAUGAACAUCUUGGAUGACAAGGGGUUGAGUACAUUAUAUGUGAACCGUUGUUUUGAACGUGGACUUCUCCUUUAACUGAUAAGCGUCCUGUUGUGUGUGAUAAAUACGUAUUAAAGCCAAACGUGCCGAAAGUGAAAUGAAAUAGCACUUCUUGUUUGAAACCAAGCGUCCUAACCAACCGUUUAUCAGCUCAUCUCAAAAGAAAAGAGUGCGCAGUGUGAGCUACAGCGAAUGUACACAGCGCUGUGAGAUCUACUGAUCGCGUUCAAGUUCAGCACAGAGUUUUCCAGUACACAGGCCCGGCUCCAGAAAUGAGAUGAAGGGUGGACCAAGUGAUAUUCGAGAUGGGCCCGGGUUGGGGUGGGGGGUUUGUGUAGUGGUAAAUACAUACAUUAUUUUAAUACACAGUGUGUUAAAAGCACAUUUUAGUUUAUAGGGCCUAUUAAUAGUGUCUCAAAAUAGCACAACUGAGAACACUAUAGAUGUUCUUAAGAUUAUCUUACUAAAGAAUAAUUCUUAGUAUAUUAAGUACAAAAUUAGUAUGUGAAAAUAGAGCACUAAACAAUAUGGAACUGCACUUUUUUUUUUUUUUUCACCUGGGAUAGUGUCAGACCCUUUGGACUGUUUUGUGUUUUUUUUUUUCCUGUGUUGCCCUUAUUUGGUCUUCCUGUUCCAUUUCUCAUUUAUUACGUCACUGUUUGAUUGUUCACCUGUCUCCCCCUGAUUGGUUGUUUCCUUGUAUAUAAGUUUGGUUGUGUUCCUGUUUAGAUCGUCGGUUCUUAUAUUGUCAUUUUGCGUAUGGUUCUCUGUCGAGUUACGUUGUGUUUGCUGGUUCCCUGCUGUUUCUUGUUUGUUCCUGUUUCCCUGUGGAUUAUACUAAUAAACUCGGUGUUUUGCACCUCCUCGCUCCUCCGGCUCAUUCCCUGCACACAACACCGUGACAGGUAGUUGGUGUUACACAGUUGUUUUUUUUUUUGUUUUUUUUUAACCUUUAUUUAUAUAGCACUUUUAGUAAUACAGAUUGUGACACGCUGAAGUGCAUUUUACAAACUCAAAUAUUGCCACAUCUAGAAAUGACAAGUUAUUUCUUUAUAACUAUACAGAGAGAGUUAUGGUUAAGUUUAGAGGUAGUGUAAAGC